This is a messenger RNA of Acanthosepion pharaonis, 2835 nucleotides long. Lineage: Eukaryota; Metazoa; Mollusca; Cephalopoda; Sepiida; Sepiidae. The record is from the annotation of a GenBank genome assembly.
AUGUACGCUCAUCUACAGCCGUCCAUAUACGCCCAUCUACACCCGUCCAUGUACGUCCAUCUAUACCCGUCCAUGUACGUCCAUCUAUACCCGUCCAUCCGUCCAUCUACAGCCGUCCAUAUACGCCCAUCUACACCCGUCCAUGUACGUCCAUCUAUAGCCGUUCAUGUACGCCCAUCUACAGCCGUUCAUGUACGUCCAUCUAUAGCCGUCCAUGUACGUCCAUCUAUACCCGUCCAUGUACGCCCAUCUACAGCCGUUCAUGUACGUUCAUGUACAGCCGUCCAUGUACGUCCAUCUACACCCGUCUAUGUACGUCCAUCUACACCCGUCCAUGUACGCCCAUCUACAGCCGUUCAUGUACGUUCAUCUACAGCCGUCCAUGUACGUCCAUCUACACCCAUCUAUGUACGCCCAUCUACACCCGUCCAUGUACGCCCAUCUACAGCCGUUCAUGUACGUCCAUCUACACCCAUCUAUGUACGCCCAUCUACAGCCGUUCAUGUACGUCCAUCUACACCCGUCCAUGUACGUCCAUCUACACCCGUCUAUGUACGCCCAUCUACAGCCGUUCAUGUACGUUCAUCUACAGCCGUCCAUGUACGUCCAUCUACACCCGUCUAUGUACGCCCAUCUACAGCCGUUCGUGUACGUCCAUCUACACCUGUCUAUGUACGUCCAUCUAUACCCGUCCAUGUACGCCCAUCUACAGCCGUCCAUCUAGACCCGUCCAUGUACGCCCAUCUACAGCCGUCCAUCUACACCCGUCCAUGUACGCCCAUCUACAGCCGUCCAUCUACACCCGUUCAUGUACGCCCAUUUACACCCGUCCAUGUACGUCCAUCUACACCCGUCUAUGUACGCCCAUCUACAGCCGUUCAUGUACGUCCAUGUACAGCCGUCCAUGUACGUCCAUCUACACCCGUCUAUGUACGUCCAUCUACACCCGUCCAUGUACGCCCAUCUACAGCCGUUCAUGUACGUUCAUCUACAGCCGUCCAUGUACGUCCAUCUACACCCAUCUAUGUACGCCCAUCUACAGCCGUUCAUGUACGUCCAUCUACACCGUCCAUGUACGCCCAUCUACAGCCGUCCAUCUACACCCGUUCAUGUACGCCCAUUUACACCCGUCCAUGUACGUCCAUCUACACCCGUCUAUGUACGCCCAUCUACAGCCGUUCAUGUACGUUCAUCUACAGCCGUCCAUGUACGUCCAUCUACACCCGUCUACGUACGCCCAUCUACAGCCAUUCGUGUACGUCCAUCUACACCUGUCUAUGUACGUCCAUCUAUACCCGUCCAUGUACGCCCAUCUACAGCCGUCCAUCUACACCCGUCCAUGUACGCCCAUCUACAGCCGUCCAUCUACACCCGUCCAUGUACGCCCAUCUACAGCCGUCCAUCUACACCCGUUCAUGUACGCCCAUUUACACCCGUCCAUGUACGUCCAUCUACACCCGUCUAUGUACGCCCAUCUACAGCCGUUCAUGUACGUUCAUCUACAGCCGUCCAUGUACGUCCAUCUACACCCGUCUAUGUACGCCCAUCUACAGCCGUUCGUGUACGUCCAUCUACACCUGUCUAUGUACGUCCAUCUAUACCCGUCCAUGUACGCCCAUCUACAGCCGUCCAUCUACACCCGUCCAUGUACGCCCAUCUACAGCCGUCCAUCUACACCCGUCCAUGUACGCCCAUCUACAGCCGUCCAUCUACACCCGUUCAUGUACGCCCAUUUACAGCCGUCCAUGUACGUCCAUCUACACCCGUCUAUGUACGCCCAUCUACAGCCGUUCAUGUACGUUCAUGUACAGCCGUCCAUGUACGUCCAUCUACACCCGUCUAUGUACGUCCAUCUACACCCGUCCAUGUACGCCCAUCUACAGCCGUUCAUGUACGUUCAUCUACAGCCGUCCAUGUACGUCCAUCUACACCCAUCUAUGUACGCCCAUCUACAGCCGUUCAUGUACGUCCAUCUACACCCGUCCAUGUACGCCCAUCUACAGCCGUCCAUCUACACCCGUUCAUGUACGCCCAUUUACACCCGUCCAUGUACGUCCAUCUACACCCGUCUAUGUACGCCCAUCUACAGCCGUUCAUGUACGUUCAUCUACAGCCGUCCAUGUACGUCCAUCUACACCCGUCUAUGUACGCCCAUCUACAGCCGUUCGUGUACGUCCAUCUACACCUGUCUAUGUACGUCCAUCUAUACCCGUCCAUGUACGCCCAUCUACAGCCGUCCAUCUACACCCGUCCAUGUACGCCCAUCUACAGCCGUCCAUCUACACCCGUCCAUGUACGCCCAUCUACAGCCGUCCAUCUACACCCGUUCAUGUACGCCCAUUUACAGCCGUCCAUGUACGUCCAUCUACACCCGUCUAUGUACGCCCAUCUACAGCCGUUCAUGUACGUUCAUCUUCAGCCGUCCAUGUACGUCCAUCUACACCCGUCUAUGUACGCCCAUCUACAGCCGUUCGUGUACGUCCAUCUACAGCCGUCCAUGUACGUCCAUCUAUACCCGUCCAUGUACGCCCAUCUUCAGCCGUCCAUCUACACCCGUCCAUGUACGCCCAUCUACAGCCGUCCAUCUACACCCGUCCAUGUACGCCCAUCUACAGCCGUCCAUCUACACCCGUUCAUGUACGCCCAUUUACACCCGUCCAUGUACGUCCAUCUAUACCCGUCCAUGUACGCCCAUCUACAGCCGUUCGUGUACGUUCAUCUACAGCCGUCCAUGUACGUCCAUCUACACCCGUCCAUGUACGUCCAUCUAUACCCGUCCAUGUGCGCCCAUCUACACCCCUUCAUGUACGUCCUUAUACUGUUCCGAAUUUGUAA